UUUGCCCGGUGGCCGCGCUGAGUGACAGACUGAGACGGGUGCAGCUACAGAGCGGAGAUGUCUCCGGCGGUGAAGUUUCCUCUGCAGCCCGAGCCGUUACCGUGGAGAAUAGUCCGCAGCGCCGAGUUUCAGCCAUCUGUUGACCCUUUGCUGAGUACAAGUGACAGCGUUGACACCUCUUCUGGCGGCCAUCCGGAAUAUGUUGCCUUCUACUUGGUUCCUAUUUUCUUCAUCAUGGGUUUGGUUGGAGUACUCAUCUGCCAUAUUCUUAAAAAGAAAGGCUAUCGCUGCACCACAGAAGCCGAGCCCGAGGAGAAAAUCACUAUAGAGAAAAUCGAGACACAAGAAAGUGUCGGAGACACAAACAAUGACACUGUCGGGCAGAUUGUGAGCUUUAUAAUGAACAAUGAAGCGAAUGCGGAUAUCCUGAAAUCCAUGGCUGCCGACCUCUCGGCGAUGGGAGAUAACAGCAUGUUUGAUCCAGACAGCCCAACAACACCAAACACUCCUGUGAGCCCGACCUCUCCAACUAGUCCAGCCUCUCCGGGUGGAACACCAUCCAAGCAUUCCUGUCGCGGGCACCAUCUUCAUACUGUCGAUGGAGUGGCAGAGAGAAACGUGUGCAGUCGAUGCAACAACAAACGCUGGAAUUUAAUCAGGUCACCCCUGAAACCUAAAGAGUCAAAGAAAAGCAGACCAGGAGCCGUCACAGUCCUUUCUGUAGGGAGGUUCAGAGUCACAAAGGUAGAGUCCAAGUCUAAAGAAAGGAAGCGUUUAAUGUCUGAAGGAAGAGACUCAACAAAUGGUGAAGUGCCACCUACACCCGUCAGUGUGGACACCAGGCAGAGAAGCAGCUCAGAGACAGAGAAUCCGAGCACGGUGGACACCUGAAGCGUUGCGGUUCUUCAGAGGGAUCAGCAGCACUUGAGUCAUUUGAGAAGACAGUGAGGAGGAGGUUUUAGAAAAUCAUUUGAAGCGGAGUUGUCCUGGCGCACGGCCCGUGUUCAGAACGCGUCACUCUUCUCUUUUGAGUAGUACAUCGAUUUUGGAUAAAAAAAAAGGAAAUUUAUAAAUUUUAAAAUAGGAUGCUUCUACGGAGGAAAGCACAUUUUUACAUUGUAUAUAAAUGCUGUCUAGUAGUACAACACUACAUGUGUAUAUAUUAAUCAGAAUUAGUGUGUAGUAACUUUCUGGACUAUUACAUUGUGUAAACUUACUGCUGUCUUAGGCUGUGUUCACAUCAGGUUAAUGGCCUCCAUAUAACAUAUCCGCCAGGACGUGACGGGGGUAUCUGUCGUUUUAACUAACUGCUGACAUGUCAUAAUGACAUUACAGAAGUUUUGAUCAGUGAGGGUCUGGGUGCAGACAAACAAGGGGGCAGAAGAGCCCCAGCUUGUUCACCUUUGCCCAGCUCGCCCUGGAGAGUGGAGAGAGCUCCACGGAAAGUGUAUGGACGUUCCAUGAAUCUGUAAGCUACUUGCUCGAAGAGCUGAGCAUAGCUCAACAGAAAUGAAGGGCCACAGCUUUUGCAUCUUUAUUUUAGGCCAGACACAGACCAAAGACUUCACUGCGAGAAAACUCCCUUCCUCUUCUGACAGGGUCGCACAGCAUUAUAUUAAUUUAUAGUGCUGCAUGUCCCUGUUAGUCAUUGUCAUUCAGUGGAAGCAAGACCGUACAGAAUUGUGAACCAUUAAAAUGCUGUGCGGUCCGGUCAGCGGAGCAGAAGUCAGAAAGACUCACAUUGAACUCGUUCGGCUCUGUCUGGCCUUAACCAUUGGUGGGGGUCUCGGCACUUUUGAAAUGUCAGAAGUUUGUUAAAAUGAUAGUCAAGCUUGAAACUUUUUUUUUUUCUUCAAUAUAACCAUUUGCCAUUGAAUGGAGUGUUGUCUACUUCACAUUUCCAACUAUUGUUUUUGUUUUACGGUAUUUUCGUUUCGUGGAAUACUGAUGUGUACCAGCCAGAGAAAGGCUAAAAGACCACUCCCAACAUACCUGCUGUGCGGAUAUCACAACCCUGUUGUGAACCCAGCCUUAGACAAUCACCUGGAAAAGCUGUAUGAAAUAAAGCUGCCAUUCAGUUUGAAAGAGGUGCCUUUUUUAAUGUAGCAUCCUGCCAGAAAAUAUGACUUAUAAUUAAAGGGGUUGUGCAGCCUGAUUAAAAAAAGAAAAAAAACCUAAUGGGUGGCAGGAGUGUGUUCAAGAAUGUGUGUUUUUUUUUUUUUUUGUGUUUUUUUUUCUUUUAAGAAUAGUCUUUCAAAAUGCCAUCCGCUCCAGUGCUGCAGAAUCCCUCGUUCCCUGCCGGACAUGGGGUGACUGGGACCUGUUUUUGGUCACGAGCGCUAAAGCCACUCGCUGGCUUCAGUGGUCACAUUUGGGAGAGUGGCUCGUCAUUAGAAAUGAUGUGCUUGUUAUUGCUGAGGCCAUUGACACAGCGAUGUGAUAACCAAGAAUCGUGGGACCAUUGGGAGCCGCAGUUCUGGAACGGAGGGCGCUUUGAAAGGUGAGUGAGUUUUAUCUAUUUUUGGACAUAGUCCUGCACCCAUUUUUUUUUUAAUGUUCUGUUAAUUAGUGAAAGUGUGUAAAAAUAUAUCUUACACCUG
Messenger RNA from Bufo bufo (common toad), 2600 nucleotides. RefSeq names its product RELT like 1 (gene RELL1). The transcript has 8 exons. NCBI's taxonomy places the organism in Eukaryota, Metazoa, Chordata, Amphibia, Anura, Bufonidae. Gene Ontology annotation, biological process: positive regulation of p38MAPK cascade. Gene Ontology annotation, cellular component: plasma membrane. The coding region runs from base 58 to 891 and encodes 277 amino acids. The record is from RefSeq and is a predicted model, not a curated record.